CACUGAAACUCUUCCCCUGGCGCUUGGAGAAACAGCAGGGCGGUUGUUGGUGUGUGUGUGUGUUCGUGUGUGUGUGUGUGGCGACAGGGUUCGUAAUGUCGGCCAGAAAGCCACGGUCUGUGGCGAACCCCCUGGAGUCUGCGACCACCACACCCAGCGAGAGGAUACUGAAGGAAUGCCACACUUUAUAUGUCGACGGCGAAAACGGCCUGGUGAAGAUUGCCAGCAGUCUCGGAGUCCUGCUCCUGCCUCCCAGAAAGAAAGUCACUGUGAUGAUAAUGGGGAACCACUCUGCAGGGAAGAGCUCUUUCAUUAAUUGGUAUGUUGAAGAGCACAUACAGAAGACAGGCGUUGCCAUUGAAACGCAGGGGUUUACGUUCAUUACCAGUGGUCGCAAGAGGGAAUCUCUGACGGGGAAUGCAACGCUACAUCUCUACCCGCACUUUCGACCACUCCUUGAGUUCAAAGGUGUCAUGGACUACCUGUCGGCUGAGAUCUCCACGUCCAAGCAGAAGAAGUUCAGCCUGGUGACGUUUGUGGAUACCCCGGGUCUGGUGGAUGGAGACAUGGUUUACCCUUUCAACGUCAACAGCGCCAUCACCUGGUUGGGAGAACAGGCUGACUUGAUAUUUGUGUUCUUCGACCCAAUGGGCCAGGCGCUGUGCAAGCGCACGCUCAACAUCGUGGAGAAGCUGAGUGAGAAAUGUGGAGACAAGCUGUUGUUCUACCUGAGUAAGGCAGAUGAAGCUGGGAAGGAAACAGACAGACAGAGGGUGAUGAUGCAGAUAGUCCAGGAGCUGUGUCGCCGUCCAGGUCUCAACAAAUGUGGUUUUGAGAUGCCAACAAUAUACAUACCCAACCCACAGAAGCCGAGCAGGUGUGUGAACAUGAUCGACGGAGUUUGUCAGACCAUUGAGAAAACCAUCAACCAGGCCGUUCAGAAGACUUUGGACCAGCUGGAGAAAGACUGUGAUCUCAUUUGUUCCACCAUCAGCAGCAGACUAGCGCAGGACAGGGCUGAUGUGACUAACAGCAAACAAGUCCGUCUGCACUCCUUCUUGUGUGGAGCCCUGGGUGUUUUCCUUCCUCUCCUAUUCAUCCUUAGUUUUGUUGUGAGCACCUUCUCCAAAGAGCAGCUGGAUGAACUGUUGGGUGAAGGUCCCGCUCAGACUCUCACUAUCUUCUCAGGAGUCGUGAUAUAUUUAUGGGACUUGAUACCAGAAGAUGGACAAGUAGUGUUUGUGAUCAUUUUUGGGGCCUUUUGCUACCUCCUGCUUUACCUAGCAAAGUAUUUUGCAGGCCAACGGAAUGAGACUCUGACGAAGAAGGAGAAGAGGGUGAUGACGGAGUACAAUGAUUAUAUCCAGGAUAUUGUCAAAACCAAAAAGGGUAAAUUGUAUGAAUGGUACCUCCAGCAGUGUGCAGAAGAAUAUGACCUCUGACCCCAGAAGGUGGAACCUCUAAUGCAGACGAGAUCACUGCCAACAUCACCAUCUCAAGAGCUGAUCAAAAACUUUAAAGUGCCUCUGUCAAUGAGUUCAGGAGAAACUGUGAUUGUAGUUGUUAAAUCAUAAUGUGAAUAGAUUUUUGAAUUUUUAUGGUAAAUGAAUUCUGGUAGAGAAGAAAUUAAGUGUUUACAAAACAGAACUUUUUUCUUCUUAUAUUCUUCAACUUACAGCUGCUCUUACCAACAGUCAUGUCUCUGUGACGUCCUCUCUGGUCUUUCAUCAUUGUUCUCAUGUAUUCAUGUCCACAGAUCUCAGUGCACCGUCCUGACGUCUGUCACGUCGUGUGAUAAGAUAAAAGAAUGUGAUUUCAUUCUGACUGUUAGCAAUAACUGCAACAACCAAUGCUGUGAUGAAACUUGGGCAUUAUAGUCGGACAUUUGUUCAAAUAAUGUUCAUGAAGUCAAUAAGGCUUACCGCUGUUGUCCUGCCUCGUGAGAGAUUCUCUGGGUUUUUGAAAAUUCUGUUGUGUGAUGUACAGUGUACUGAAACUGGUGAGUGGUGAAGUCUGUCACUGCACUGGUGUGUAUCUUCUAGUUGUGUUCAUGAGUGAUGAACCCCUCAUUACAAAAACACUCCGUAGCUCCAGAGUUUGCAGAAAUAUUUAUUAGCCUCAUUAGGUGUUUUUUAGGUGCUUUUUUAAAAAAGGGAUGCAGCGAUCUGAUAUACUAGAUCUUCAUCAAGUCUGACUGAUACAGACGCUAUACCAGCAAAUCCUUGGUUUAUUUGUCAUUGUCUUUAAAUGAUUUUGUUUCCAUUAUUACUUCCAUUCAUCCAGUUAUGCUGAGCUGCCAGCUUUGAAAAUUGGAAAGAAAGAGCACUUGGAUCAGUGAGGACAGAUUUGGAGUUGAGGUAUCAGUGAAAAGAGGAAGAGUUGGAUCGGUGCAUCCUGACUUUUUACCCAAACAAUGUGGAAAUACCUCUACAGACUUCUUGCAAUAUAUUGUGAACACUGUCAGUUUGUAUUGUGUGUCUCCGAGGUGUCCUCCCCAUUAGGGAAUUCCUGUUUUAUGAGAUAUUUCAUUCAUGCAUUUUUAAAUCUUUUGCAUAAAUGUAUCUACUCUGUGUAA
Scophthalmus maximus (turbot) is the source of this 2575-nucleotide messenger RNA. RefSeq lists its product as uncharacterized. The transcript has 13 exons. The coding region runs from base 96 to 1442 and encodes 448 amino acids. Gene Ontology annotation, molecular function: GTPase activity. Lineage: Eukaryota; Metazoa; Chordata; Actinopteri; Pleuronectiformes; Scophthalmidae. The record is from RefSeq and is a predicted model, not a curated record.